AUGACAUCUGUUGAAAGAGGAGGAAAAUGUAUACUAUCACCAUCCAAUUGCAAUCACCCUCAAGAUCUCAAAGAGGAACAAGACGUCGAUGCUUUAGCAAUUAAGAAUCGAUCCCAGGGGAUCAUCAGCAAACCACCCAACCGACACCAUCGAGUAAGCUGUGCGGAUCUAGCAGCCGACAUUGGCGAUACGUUGGUUACCGAGGUCCGAAAACUUCGUGAUGCACAAACCAAACACUUGGAGCGUAUUGCCCAUCUUGAGACCAGCCUUACUACAUUACAGCAAGAGAAUCAAUUAUUGAAACAAAAGUAUCAAAAACUUGAGAAGGAUCAAGAGCAACUCAAGGAUCAAGAGUGGUCCUUGGAAAUUGCACGUCAAGAAUUGCAAGAUCAGCUAGACGCCAAGGAUGCCAUGGUGACACGGUUGUCAAGCGAAAAGACAAAGUUGCUGAAAGAGCUGCAAAGCAUGGAGAUGGCCAAAGCAGAAGACGACAAUAAUAGUGCCACUGCAUCCCACUUGCAUGAACAACGGCGCCAUCGAUUGAUCACCGAGCUGCAACAACUUAAAAAGGAAAAUGCAACCUUGCAGCAACAAUUGAAUGAUGCAAACAACAACACCAAUCCAACCCAUCAUAACAAUGACCAUCCCCAUGUACAAUCUACUACCACCCAUCACCAUCAUCAUCAUGUGGAGAUAGACAAGCUUAAACAAUCAUUGACACAAGCUCAUCGUACCAUGACAAACCUCCGUAUGGCAUUACACAAAGAGAAAAAGGAGCGCAUGGAAACGGCUAAGUUGCUUGCCGAGAGCCAGGAUACCAUCGAAGAGUUGACAGCAACACCACAUGACUUGAAUCACAAGCGAAUGAGCGGGGAUAAGGUGCUGAAACAUCAACACAAUGAUGACAAUGACACAAGCGACAAAGAGGAGGAGGAGGCAUGUGACACAACAGCAUCACUUGACGUUCUUCCCACAAAAUCUACAACACUCUUCAAUGAGCUCCAACAAAGCAACAAUGUCCUAUACCCAACAUACGACAAGGAAACGCAAACAGAGGGUGUAUUGGAUCACGUGGACAUUGGUAUCCAGGUCGCAGUGCCUGAGAAUGAUGAUGAUGAGGAGCAACAGCAUCACAGCUAUUUGGAUUCGCUUAAACGCGUAUGGAACGAAAGCAGCCUUAGUCUCAAGCAUGCCAUGAGUUCCCAUUAUGCCUCUUCUGAUGAUGUGAGAAGAGAACAAGAGGAUACACCUAAUCCACAACCUAUCAUCUCAUCCAACCAUUCUUCCAAAUUGGCAACGUAUGCAGCAAAGUACAUCAACAAUCAUUUCCCACAGCCUGUAGCUUCAGUCUCCAUGCAGCAUCCUAGCGCACCACAACCACCAAUGAGGAGGAUGCCACCACCAGGAUCCAAUAAUCAUGAUGACCUUCCCAACAAGCCAACACCAUCCGUCUCCGACACAAUGGCAGGAUCAAGUAUUCACAAGCAUCACAUCAUGUCCACAACUACCACUACCAAUGACACCGAGCAGGAAGAUAUCGAUCCAAAGGUGAUCCAAGCCUUGACUCAUGCUAUGAUUGGUGAUUGGAUAUACAAGUAUACACGACGCUAUGUAGCAGGCAAGACAGGCAAUCGACGCCAUUAUCGAUAUUUUUGGAUCCAUCCCUACACCAAAACGCUCUAUUGGAGCUAUACACAGCCUGAUGUUGAUCAUGACGAAUCAAGAUCCAAGCGAGCUUUUAUCCGUGACGUAUACAACAUCCCGUGCCCACAACCCUCCUCCACACCUUUCCAUCUCAUGGUACGCACACCCACUCGCGAUAUUGUAUUGCAGGCCAAUGAUAUCGAGCAACAUCAACAAUGGCUUGUGGCGUUUUGUUUCUUAUUGGGUAAACCAAUCGAUGAUGUUGCUACCACCCUCCAUCCAAGCCCAUUGCUACAGUCAUCAGUGAGCUUGUCGCAUCGCUUCUCACGAGGCUAUUCUCCAUCCACGUGCAACAAUAAUAGCUCCCUUUUAACCACAAGCUCCAUACUUCAGCAUAGCACCUGCUCGGAUGUUGAUGAUGACUGGGAUGAUUCGGAAGAUGAGCUUAUCAAUAUACGUCAAUGUUGCAAUGGAAAGCAUGAUAUUUCAAAACUCGCUCGAAAUUAA
Lichtheimia ornata is the source of this 2151-nucleotide messenger RNA. RefSeq lists its product as uncharacterized. Gene Ontology annotation, biological process: microtubule cytoskeleton organization; establishment of mitochondrion localization; maintenance of protein location in cell cortex. Gene Ontology annotation, molecular function: phospholipid binding; tubulin binding. The record is from RefSeq and is a predicted model, not a curated record. Lineage: Eukaryota; Fungi; Mucoromycota; Mucoromycetes; Mucorales; Lichtheimiaceae. The transcript is spliced from 6 exons. Gene Ontology annotation, cellular component: mitochondrion; cell cortex. Bases 1 to 2151 code for a protein of 716 amino acids.